UAGCUUGUUUCGGACUCUCCAUGUCACAUAAAUUGAGUCAGAACAGAGUUUUAUAUAUUUUUUUUUAACAUAUAUUGAGCGAAGUCUAGUUUUUAUACCAAACACACCCUUAGAUGCCAUUAUUCGUUGGUCCACAACGCCGCCUAAGCAAGUAAACAAUUAUUCAUGGAAGGACUGUCCGCCUUUGAAUUGUGUGUGUAAAAAUAGAUGAAACAAUUUUUUUUUGAAGUCUCCAUAGUUGUCAUCGAUAGUCAGAAAUGGUAGGACCAAUUCGUCCACAAUUCGUACUUUUUGGUUCAUCCAUAGUACAAUUCAGCUACAGUCAUCAAGGAUGGGGUGCAAUCCUCUCUGACCUUUAUUCUCGCAAGAGCCCAAUUAUAUCCGGAUCACGCGUUUUAGGAACCAUUCUAGGGCCAGUGCUCCCAAACAGGAUUUUUUCCGUACACAUGCUCGAAUCAGGAACUCUGAUUAAGGUGGAGGGACCCAAUCAUCUCAGCACAAAUCAUGAUAUACUGCUGCGUGGAUAUGCAGGUUGGAAUUCAAGGUGCGGUCUUCAAGUCUUGGAUGAAGUGUUUCCGAAGGAUGCAACUGUACAGCCUUCCCUGGUCAUAAUUUAUUUUGGAGGGAACGAUUCACUGGAGCCUCACCCAAGUGGCCUGGGUGCUCAUGUUCCUCUUCCUGAAUAUGUAGAAAACAUGAGGAAGAUUGCAAUCCAUCUGAAGAGCCUCUCUGAGAAGACUCGGAUAAUCUUUCUCACUGCUCCUGCUAUAAGUGAGGCACAAAUCACUGAAGUAUUUGGUAAUUGUCUUGGUCGAUCAAAUGAAUCCUGUCGGAAAUAUUCAGCAGCAUGUGUACAGUUGUGCCAAGAAUUAGGUGUGAAGGUUAUAGAUCUUUGGAAAGCAAUUCAGCAGAGGGAUGAUUGGUCGACUGCUUGUUUUACGGAUGGAAUACAUUUAUCAUCUGAAGGCAGCAACAUUGUGGUCAAGGAAAUCUUGGAAGUUCUCAAAGAGACAGACUGGGAACCAAACCUACAUUGGAGAUCAUUGCCUACUGAAUUCCCCGAAAUCUCUCCAUAUAUCUUUGUUGGUCCUAAGGGUGAGACCGCUGUAAAAGUUUCGCAUUUGGAUUUGGAAUGGCAGACUCAGUGGCACUAAUUCAGACUGUGAUUGUUCAUUAGAACUUUGUCUACAGGAAUCAGUUAUUGUUUUCCUACCAUCUCUAAGUAUGUGAAUUCUUCCAAGAAAAUGCAAGUCUUCCCUAUGAAGAGUUUGUGGUGUCAUGACUCAGGAGUGCCUGCUUUUUUUUGGACUUCUUUUUCUUCUUAAAAGGAUGGUUAAUCUAAAUCUCAAAUUUCCAAUA
Messenger RNA from Capsicum annuum, 1359 nucleotides. Its product is annotated as GDSL esterase/lipase CPRD49. The transcript has 7 exons. Lineage: Eukaryota; Viridiplantae; Streptophyta; Magnoliopsida; Solanales; Solanaceae. The record is from RefSeq and is a predicted model, not a curated record. The coding region runs from base 258 to 1154 and encodes 298 amino acids.